Perkinsus marinus ATCC 50983 is the source of this 2755-nucleotide messenger RNA. RefSeq lists its product as hypothetical. The record is from RefSeq and is a predicted model, not a curated record. Bases 1 to 2610 code for a protein of 869 amino acids. Lineage: Eukaryota; Perkinsozoa; Perkinsida; Perkinsidae. The transcript has 12 exons.
AUGCUUAUCUCGACGCCCUCCGAUCUUGCUCCUCCAGCACUUACUAAGACUAAGUCCUCGAGCCGACUCCCUUUCUACAAUCGAGAAGUGUACAACUUCAAUCGGACCAUGCGGCAGAAGAAUCUCUAUCAGCACCAGAAGCAGCGAGUUAUGGCAGUGGUGCUGUACCGAGAGGAUCUUAGAGACCUCUUUGGGCUGACAAUAGGCAAAAUGGACUGCUAUAUGCUUGUGAGUACUUUGCUCGUUGGCUUCUGUACGGAGAUGUUCUACAAGGGAAGAACGCCUCUUCUGGCUCCAAACUGGCUCUUCUGGCCUUGGUCAAUCACGUUAGGUGCUGCAUUUUUCUACUUCUUCCUUUCUAUCUGGCUGGCUCUGCAUGCCUCCAUUUCGGCCCAGACCUAUUCAGUGAGGUCACUAACCCAAUGGUUGCGGUUGCCCGUGGCCAGCUCCAUGGAGAUCUCUGAGGGCUCAGCCAGACUGGAAGACUUCGAAGGUUCUGGUGUUGGCGGCUGGUUUCGUGUCCCUGUGGUAACGGAGUAUGCCAGAGAGAGCAACCUUAAAAUUCCCGGUCUCGAGCAUAAGGAAGUGAAAGGGAAGAAUGAAAUAAGGGAUCUGACCACCGAAUGGGAUACGUUCAAGCAGCACUUUGCGUUAUUCAACCAACUGCAUAGGAAAUGGCAGGGCCAUGAGGCUUAUGCUAGGGUGUGUAUGUGUAUGGGUACUCUACAAUUCCUGUACGCUCUGGCAUACUUCGCGCUGUUGUACUGGGGCUACUUCUGGGAGAAUCCACUUGCAGCUUACGUUAUAGUAACGUUAUGUUCGGUGGCCGCUCUACUCAAUGCUAAGAUGAACCUUACCGUCAACUUCACAGAAUUCUGCAUUAUGGCGUUCCUCACAGCCGUACCGCCUUUCCUCUAUUGUGCCGCAGUCCUUUGUGAGUACGAGUGGGGUAACAGCUUCAACGUCGAGUUGCCUCAAGUCAACGAGCGACCGGCCCUCAUCUUUGCUCUGUCGGCGCAUAUCAUGGGCCUCCUCUACGAGAUGUUCUUUGUGUACUUGACAGUGGCUGACAAGAAUGGUCUUCCUGUGAAGUUCUCUACGGUAUGGUGUAUAGAUGUACUCGGCUUUGGACUGGAGACUAUAAAGGAAGUCCAUGAGCCAGUUGCUGAACCAAAGAUUAUCAACUCCUCGGGGUUGCCUGGUUUCACCGAGGAGGGGCCCAUCAAUGACUGGGGAGUUCAUAAGCCUACUGGGCAACAGGACGGAGCUAAGACUGGGGAAUAUCAUCCUGACAUUUCGAAGGACCUCAAAUACGCCUGUAAGAAGGCUGAGAAGGACAUGCAGAAAAUGUUCAGGCAUUGGGCUAAGGAAGAGCACCUUUUAUCGGACUCGGAGAAGAAAGAGCUGACUAAGCUGAAGGGUAGAUUCGAGAAGGAUAGGAAGAGGUUGGCGCAGUUGUUGGACGAGGAACGAGGGAAGGGCGAUGCUACGCCGGGAACUCCAUUCAACCCCACUGAGGGGUGGAUCAGGCUGGGCUAUAAGACUGAGGCUGGGGAGAACCUCCCGUACUACCUAAAUGUGGAAACCGGCGAGAUCAAGUGGGAUUCCCCCACUGGAGAUGCGGGUAUUUAUGACUACAAGGAAACUACCAAGUCCGUAGAGUCGCAGUUGAGGCAGUUCGAAUUGAAGUCUAAGGCCUUGCUGGACCAGGAGAGGGCGGCUAUUCAGGCUGCGACUGAUGCGAGUCACCGGGAGAAGGUGAGGGUACCCUACAUGUUGUUCCGGUUCGGUAGUGUCGUGAUAAUGGCCGCUUGGUUGUUUGCAAUAGCCGAGACCAGCGCUGAGGUGUCCUUGAAGUAUGACCCAUCGUUUAACGAGAGGAAUGUUCAUGAGCGUAGACUGAAGAUGGUCACCAAUGGUGAAGCUAGUGGCCCUUUUGAGAUCACUUAUGCUGGCAAGGAGGCCUUGAGGUUCCCUGAGCAUUUCGUAUGGUACACUCCCCGUAAGAUGGGAUGCAGUAAUAAUAAUGGCAAAGCUGUGCUGGCGGACUUUCAUUCACUCCGUGAAGUAUCUGGUCCUGUCGUAUCGUCGUCACCAUUGAAGUGCGCUGUGGCCAGUAAAUACGUCAAAGACAAGGAGAUCAAGGACGUCACUGUUAGAGGGGAUGAGGUCUUCGUCCUUCUUGACGAUAAUCAGUUGUACUCCUGUGCGACUGGUGACUCUGUGCUUCAAAGCUUGCCAGUAGAGGUAGCGUCCAUCGCAGCCAUCACUGCUAGGGGUGAUGGAGACUUCGCUCUGGUGUCGUCCUUCGAUGGUAAGCUCUACGUGGGCUCUCCUUCUACUGGUAAAUGGAGGUCGGUAACACGGCCUAUCAGCGGCGACUACAAGGCCUGCACGUCCAUACAGGAGACCUCUGCUGGUGAUAUUGUACUCCUUCUGCCUGAGGAACGGAUGAUGCACGUAUUCAAUUCUCGAGGACUGUUCGUGGGAGCCCAGCCCAUCCCGCUUGGUUACAUUUCCGGCUGUGGCGAUCAGCUAUUGGCCCAGUCCGAGAUGACAGCACGUUUAUCCAUCGUUAAAGGCCUCCGGAUUACCCCGUCGUCACUCUAGCCAGCGGCUUUUCGUACUCGCUCAUGUUGUGUCGGUGCUGAUGAUGAGAUCAUUGCUGUUUAUAUACAAUCAUCUGCAUUAUUGCAACGUCUUCCUUUACUAGGAACUCUAUAGUUUCGGAGUACUGCCAGAACAUUGGUACAUC